Molecule: messenger RNA, 1623 nt
Organism: Symbiodinium sp. CCMP2592
Lineage: Eukaryota; Dinophyceae; Suessiales; Symbiodiniaceae
Source: the annotation of a GenBank genome assembly
AUGGAGGAGCUUCGGCCCCUCGCCGGGCAAACGCGCUCGUUCUACUUUCCUAGGAAGCUCUGGGUCGGGUGGCGCAUACGCCUCGUCCGACACCGGCAGGCUGCUUGUCGCCUCAAGCGCCACCUGUGGCCACGGCGCCAUGACCCAGAGGAGGAGCCCAUCUUCGGCGACAAGGAAGACAUGGUGCUCUCCUUCCGUGACGAGGGGAUCCGCAUCAGCGAGAAGAAGCUGAACCACUAUGCGAAGCUCAUGAAGAGUAAGCAGCUCCAGGACGCCUACGACUGGAUCGACUCGCUAGCCCGGAUGAAGUCAGAGCCCAUCCUCAACCUGAUCCAAAAGGCUAUCGACGACUGCAAAAACAAGCGCGGAUGGGACUUGGCCAGGACAUACAUCAUAGAGGCUUGUCCUGGAAGGGGGCAACCUGUGAAGAGCCUGCGGAAGCACUCGCGCGGAGUCUACGGCAUCAUGAAAGCUCCUAGGAACAACUUCCUCUUGCGUGUGCGGCAAGUACCCCUCGAGGAUGUCUCUGAGACAGAGAGAGUGUGCAAGGGCCCGAGGUUGGUGGUCCACGUGGGGCCGCACAAGACAGGAACCUCGGCCUUUCAGUACUUCCUGAUGAGCAAUGAAGCUUGGCUGCAGAACCGGUGGGGUGUGAGCCUGGGAUUUCGUGGUAACCCGAAGGCCACGGGAAGAGAUAUUGCCCGACCGAUCCUGAACUCAGAUUGUGCUGAACUGACAGAUGGCAAAGCUCCCGGGCAAAAGCGAACGCGACAAGAGCUAAAGAAGGCCUUCGACUAUACAAAGUCGAAGCUGGAAUCCUCUUCCAUUGUCCUCUUGUCCAGCGAAGCGUUUAGUAUCUUCAGCAGCGAUGACUGGGAAUGCUUUUCGCAUUUCAUGGGAAACGGCACCUGCCUUUCUGCAGUGGUGCUACACCGGGACACGGCAAAUUGGAUGGCAUCGGACUAUGCAGAGACCACAAAGAACACGAGUAUCCCACAGACCUUCGCGCACUACCAGACAAAGAUAUUCGGCCGGAAGCCAGACAAGAAUGGAGAAACCGACAAGCAGCUGCAGCUCUUGAGCAUCUUGGAGGAGAAGUUUUCUCAACAUGUGGUUGCUGCAUCCUACGAUUACUUGAAAGAGGAGCACUGUAGCGUGGCGGCCUUCGUGAUCUGCAAUGCCAGUCUCCGCAUGACGGGCCAGUCAUGGAAGGAAUGCCGCGACUCCAUUGACUCUCGAUCAACUGCUGCACACAACUUGUCCCCGCCUCGCGCAGCAAUUGAUGUGGUGGUGCUGGCCAAAACUGCCUACGAAAUGAAGCGGGCCUUGCGUCAAAACGGUGCCGCUCCGUGCAAGCCUUGGCCUGUUGUAAAACAAACGCCCCACGUCCCGAAGGGCACGCUGAUCUCCUCAAGCCCUGCAGUGCUGGAGGCCGCGAAGCAACUACCGCUUAGGUGCGAAAGUAUGAAUGCGACGUUCCGCAAAGCGACGGACGAGUGGUUUGCACGGACGAAAGCAAGAAGGCCUCGGAUGGCACCUUCAAAGCCCAUGUGCAGGCUUGACGUUGACAACUUCGGCGCGGAACACUGGCGUGUGAUCUUCAAGCUCUUGCCUGACUGCUGA